Messenger RNA from Nilaparvata lugens (brown planthopper), 1235 nucleotides. RefSeq names its product protein takeout-like. Bases 47 to 793 code for a protein of 248 amino acids. Lineage: Eukaryota; Metazoa; Arthropoda; Insecta; Hemiptera; Delphacidae. The record is from RefSeq and is a predicted model, not a curated record. The transcript is spliced from 6 exons.
CAUCAGCUCUGAAUUUGACGCCGGGUAGGGACACAAUUCACUAACCAUGUAUCGCACUCUAAUUUUCAGUUGUUUAGUUACAUUUUGCCUCAUCAAUGGCUCAUCAUCAAUCAGACUACCUCAAUAUAUAAAGCCCUGCAAAAUCGAUGCCACUCUAGACGAUUGUGCAUUGAAGAGUGGAAGAAUAGCCAUUCCCAAGUUAGUCAAUGGUGACAGGAAAUACAAGAUCCCAAAAUUGGAUCCGUUCCAAGUCAAAAGCUUUAUUAUGGAUCAUGGCUCAAAACAAAUCGGUCUGAAACUGGAAAUGUUCAACUCGCUCCUGAUAGGAUUGAAACAUAUCAAAUUUACUGCCUCCCGAAUGGACAUGAAGAAAAGGCACAUUGAAUGGGAUCUUAUUGUGCCAAAGCUGGAAGUGUUCGGAGAGUAUAAGGUUGAUGGCAAAAUUUUUGUUCUACCAAUUGCUGGAAAUGGAAACGGAAGUAUGACACUGAUUAACCUGAAUGCAACUUUUAUCGUUGAUUUCGAUAAAGAGAAGAGAAAUGGCAAGGAUUACAUCAAAAUUAUGUCAAACAGAAUUAAGUUCGACUGUUCAAGAUUGUACUUCAAGCUCGAUCAUCUGCUCAACAGAAAUAAACUUCUUGGUGACAACUUGAACCAGUUCUUGGACGAGAAUUGGCGCGAAGUGUUGAACGAGCUUGAAGAUUCCAUAGCAACUCCCAUUUCCGAAAUAUCCACUGCGAUACUCAAAGGAAUUGUAAACGAUAUUCCUUUCGAUGAAGUCUUUUUGAAAUGAUAAAUGCAACCUGCAAAAAUUUAUUUCAACAAAAAUUUCACCUACAAAUGUACUGAUAUUCAACGUUCUCCACUCUGAUAAAAAUUAUUAUUUAUUUCAAGAUACAUAAUGAAAAUAAAUUUACAAUCUACAUAAGAUUUUCAUCAACAUUUUUAUUUUAAUACUUAAAUGUAUAUUUCAAUCCAUGCAAUUGAAUCAGUUUAUAUAUUAUUCGGUAUUGACAUAAGACUUGAGACAUAAGAACUGCUUUGGAUUGUUGAUAAAUUUGAAUCUUAAGACUCAGAUUUUUAAUGAAUAAACACAAUUAAAAUUUCUGUCAAGUUUCAUGAGGGAAUCUACAAAAAAUAUGAUGUUCAAAUUAAUUAGAUAGGAUAAAUCUAGGGAUCAUAGAAAAUGGAACCCAAUUUAAAGAUUAUAGACUUUUCAUUUCUCUUUCACAUAA